Messenger RNA from Ictalurus punctatus (channel catfish), 2054 nucleotides. RefSeq lists its product as uncharacterized. The transcript has 11 exons. Lineage: Eukaryota; Metazoa; Chordata; Actinopteri; Siluriformes; Ictaluridae. The coding region runs from base 1248 to 1631 and encodes 127 amino acids. The record is from RefSeq and is a predicted model, not a curated record.
GGCUGCUGGGAACUGUAGUUCCGGCGUCUUCAGCGGAGCAGGAAAACAGAGCACUUGGCCAUGCCGGGACACCGAGCAACGUAUUCAGCAAAACAGGGUGACUGAGUGUCGUCCUCAGCUGACUAGGAACGCUGAGCGCCGUCCUCAGACGAGCAAGGAGGCUGAAUUACGUUCUCCGCGAACUCGGCAUGCUGUACGAGAUCCACAAUAUGGGAGGAAGGGUGAUUUAGUGUAAAACCAGUAACCAGAGACACAACGCCUGAAUCACGAGGUAAUCACGAUCUUUUUAACUCUGAUGAAGAGACUUGACAUUAAUGAUUAUUAGAUGAACACUUUUAUGAAAUGCAGUUGUAGAGUUUUAGCUAAUUGUUAUUUGCAGGGAUUUCCUUAUCAUACCAGCACUAAGGACUGUUUCACUGGCAUACAGGUACGGGAUUAUUCGUUGUUACUUGCUGUGACUAAUUGUGAUUGUGUGUGUGUGUGUGUGUGUGUGUGUGUGUGUGUGUGUGUGUGUGUGUGUGUGUUAAGGUCGUUGAGCCAAACCUGCAGCUGCUGCCCACUGAACUUCACCACGACCCUGUCGUUCUGAUAACCAAACCCCUCAUUUAUUUUUAAAGCCAAUUACAAAAUUGUAGAAAGUGACAGAAUGUUAGAUGUGUUAGUAUGAAACUGCUAUGAUAAGAAGCACUUGUGAUCUUAGUGCUCUACUUUCCACAGCCUCUCACUGCCGGUGAGAUGAGCAGCGCCUGUUGUAAUGUUCAGUUCCCCUCUUCAGACUACUUCAGAUUCCAGUCUGGGUCAGUGAACAUUAGGAGGUACUUCCUCGGAAUGAUGAGGGGUCCAGAGAGUCGGCUCUGCUGGUUUAAAACCACCAAGACAUGCUGGUUGAUCCAGCAUGGAUCUGAUAUUAAAUCUGAUAUUAAUAUUGAACUGAUAUUAAUGAUUAUUAGAGGAGCAUUUAUGUGACAUAAAUCUUGAGUUUCAGCUAAUUGGUAUUUGCAGGGAUUCCCUUAUAAUUCCGAAACCGAGGACUGAUUUACUGGCAUGCAGGGUGUAUCAGGGAGGGUUACAGAAAUCAUAUCCUGUAGCCGCAUGGAGACCGUGCCACUUGAGGACUAUGUGCAACUCUUGAAAAGGUGACCUGCACUUUCCUGUAUGUGCGUGCAGAUGGUCAGGUGGACACCUCCACUUGGGUGCAGGAAAACAAUUGUAACUCUCCCCACAGUGAUGCUGAGAGUGAACCAGACAUGGAGGAGACUGAGCAGGGCCUCAUGCCAGAGGAGAUGGAGGUGCCCUUUAUUAGCUAUCAUCUUUCAGACAGAGGGGUUACAGACAUCGGACUGAAGCUGUGUGCUCUCCGUCAGGCGUUCUCUACUCUGCUUGCCAGCAUCCAGAACUUCUUGUUUGUGGUUGGAAAGAAGAUUGUGAUGCGUCUUGCAGCAGCUAACACCCAGGAUGUAGUUGGUGUGCAGCUGGCCUAUGAGUCUUUGGUUCGAAUCCUGAGAAAGCCUUCCUAUCAGGAGUCAAUUAUGACAGAGCUCUUCAGGGGCCCAGCUCCACCAUUACAACUUCCUCAACAUGUUUUAUGUGCUGCUUCUCUUCAGCUACUUCGUGAAUGGCUCAAUACCUGAGGCAUUUGAGGGAGGAUUCUUGGAGAGCCUGUUUGCUCUCAUCAGCAUGUGGGACGUGGACGUGUGGGAGCCUGCGGCAGAGCUGUACUUCACAGUGCUCGUUGAUGGGCUUACAGUGCUUUCUGAAGUGCUCUUUUCUCAGCCCCUGGAGCUCUACUGCGACCCAGCGGCCUCAUCCAGUGGAGUUUUGGGGAUCCUCUGGCAGCAUGUCCAGCUGAUGAUGGACACUUUGGAGAAGCUCUGAGCAAUGCCAUUCCUUCUACCUACCCCUCUGCCACCCCAAGCCCCCUUCCUCUUCAUGCUUUUAUCUCUCUUAAUUUACAAUUGACAUUGUGGGACCCUCGUUAGUUCCUGCUAUCUCUUUUAACAUUAUUCUUGCUAUAAUUAGACUUCCAAAAUAAAUCUUUUCUUCCUCUUGUUGCA